This is a messenger RNA of Benincasa hispida (wax gourd), 1392 nucleotides long. RefSeq lists its product as uncharacterized. NCBI's taxonomy places the organism in Eukaryota, Viridiplantae, Streptophyta, Magnoliopsida, Cucurbitales, Cucurbitaceae. The record is from RefSeq and is a predicted model, not a curated record.
AUCGUCGUGCCCAAUUUCCCCUGUUCCCCUUUAGAACUGAAAACCGAAGACGAAACCGGCGAAUUUGUUGCUGAACGAAAAUCUUUAGAGCGAGCUUCAGACUACACAUGGGUACUAGAGAGGUCUACGAAGAGAAGCUAAGAAGAGGCAAUCUAUACCAUGAACCCACCAUGAAUCCAGGGCUCGGAUCGCCUCGUUGCCCUCGCUGUUUUUCUCUUCUUAAACCCGACCCUGAUAAAAGUGAAUGGGCCAUCAAUCCUGUUCUCCACGGUGUUACUGCAGUGGCAGGAUCCGGUCUUGGUGGGUUGCUUAGUGCAGUUCAUGCCUAUAAUACGGGGAUUCCACACCUCCAGAGUCAUGUGAAGGGACCAAAAUGGCUUCCCUUUGUAAUUGGGGUGCCUGUCCUAUUAUUGUGCUCCGGUGCUGGUGCUGCAUUUGGAGGUUUUGCUCUUCCAAGAUUUGCUCAACUCACUGUAACAUCCUACUAUGCCACCUCAAGUGCUUCCCAUUAUGGAGUUUCACUUCUCACUCGAAGAAUUGAAGACAAUCACACUUCCCGAACUCAGCAAGAAAAGACUCAAUGAUUUCACAGGUCACAUAAUUUCAAGCAAGGAAACUUCGGGCCGUUUGGUUUUGGGCAGUGUUCAAUCUACCCUGGGCUCUAAGCUAUUCUUUUACAUAUUUGAAUGGAAUUGUUUCUGGUUUCUUUUCCAAAUCAAGAUUGUAAUUUCAGAAAUUUACCUGUUGGUUUGGUACCCUUUGAGCUGGCCUGCCUAGACUCUAGAUAAGAAGAUAGUGCUAUAGUUGUUGUUAAACCUGGAACAUGAUGCAUCUGUCUCUCUUCUAGAAUUAAAUUCCAUUAUGUCUACGAGGGAAUCCCGUGGUUCAGGAUUCAAAGCUAAUCUACUCUUUCCAUAUGCUGUGUUCGUGAAGGAAGGGCCUGGCUGGUUGGCUGUCUCCUUUCCAGCAAUCGAGGUACCUUAAAAUUCACAAAGUGCACAGAAGAGAUGUACAGUAUCCACUUGUAAAUUAGCAUAUCUUGUCUCGUGUGUCCUUGCAGACAGUUUCAACUUCACUUUUGGUACAUUUUAUUUGAGCUGUGGGGGGGCACCAAUUGGCACAGCAAAAAAAGGGGAGGGCUAUGCUUUUUUUUGUACAGCCAGAAGUGGUGGCAGUGACUCAGAUUGGAUUCAAUUAGCUUCUUGACUUUGCCUUCUUUUCAUUUGCAGGGCUCAUUUCAAUCUUGUCUUUUGGUAAUAACUACGAGGUUCUUAUAUUUGUAGGACAAUACAUUGAUCCAUAAGUCAUUAUUGGUUUGAUUGACUAGGUGCACUGAUACCUGGAAUUGGAUUGAAUAAGUGAAGUUAAUACCUCUCUCUGAUGAUGAGUUCA